AUGACGAACGUCCCACCGGAGAUCAUCACCGACAUACUUAUUCGGCUCCCCGUCAAGGAUCUCCUCCGCUACAGGUGCGUAUCCAAGCCAUGGUGCUCCUUGAUCGACAGCCAUGAUUUCAUCAAAAGGCACCUCAGUCACUCCAAGGAAACCUACUCCAACACCGGCCUUGUUCUCAACUGGAGCGAGCUCUACUGGGUCGACCUGGACACUCUUAACUCCGCCGUGGAACUCAAUCACCCAAUCGAUUUUGGGGGCGGUACCGAAGUUUUGGGCUCUUGCAAUGGCUUACUUGCCCUGUUUAAUUCGUAUGACGAUGUGGCUUUGUGGAAUCCAUUCACUAAAAGGUACAGGAACUUACCCAUUACUGAGAUUGAAUUUCCAAGCGACGGUUUAUGUGUUGGUCAAUAUAUGAUUUACGGAUUUGGGCAUGACCCCAUUAAUGAUGAUUACAAGUUAAUAAGGUUGAUACAGUUUUAUGGGGAUGAUGACGACUCUUUUGACUCUGAGGUUAAAGUUUAUAGCCUAAAAGCCAAAACAUGGAAGAGGAUUAAGGACUUUCCUUAUUACCUUCGUUAUAAUCGUUCGUAUGGUGUUCAUGUUGGCAAUGCUUUACAUUGGGUUGUGUCCCGGAAACCAAUAUCUGAUGUUUCCAAGUUAAUUGGUGCUUUUGAUAUUGUCAGCGAGGAAUACCAUGUGGUGCCUCAACCUGAUUAUGUGGACGACGAUUUUUGCAUGACUUUGAAUGUCUUAGGAGGUUGCCUUUGUCUGAUUUGUAAUUACACCUCGAACCAAUCUAAUGAUUUUUCUCGGGAAAGCAAGGUUGACCGCGUUGACAUAUGGGUGAUGAAGGAAUAUGGGGUUAAGGAGUCUUGGACUAAGCUGUACUCCGUUGUACAAUCAGAUGUGAUAAGCUCUUUCAAUUAUGUGUUCCCAGUUACAUACUUGAAGUAUCCUGGUAAUAAAAUUCUAAUGGAUCAGGAUUCCAAAAAGUUUAUUUUGUAUGAUUUGGGAAGGAAUAAGGCUGAGAGUGUGAUGAUUCCCGGUAUGCCUGAACUAUUUGAAGAGUGUGUGUGCCUGCAAAGCCUUGUUGGACUUGGUGGUAGAGAUGGGGAACUCUCUGGGAAGAAGGCAGAGAAGCUUAGCAGGAAGGGGUGGCUGGUGAAGAGGGAGAAGAAGGGCAAGCACGAAGAAGCUACUAAGAGGAAGGACAAGAGGGACGAUUUCCUGUCGAGGGGAUUCAGACAGGUGCUGUUGAUGAAGCUAAAGUCUUAA
This is a messenger RNA of Humulus lupulus (European hop), 1275 nucleotides long. RefSeq names its product F-box protein CPR1-like. The record is from RefSeq and is a predicted model, not a curated record. Bases 1 to 1275 code for a protein of 424 amino acids. The transcript is spliced from 3 exons. NCBI's taxonomy places the organism in Eukaryota, Viridiplantae, Streptophyta, Magnoliopsida, Rosales, Cannabaceae. Gene Ontology annotation, molecular function: protein binding.